AGGGAACAUCAGACAGAAAUCAUGGGUGCUUUCCUCCCUUGGUACACCUUCACUGCUGUCAUUCUCCUGGCUAUUCAUGGAGGUUUGUGUGUGGAUAUCAUUGGAGGAACUGAAGUAGCACCACACUCGAGACCAUUCAUGGCCCAAAUCAAGGGACGAAGAGGAAUUAUUUGUGGAGGAGCUUUAAUUAAGGAAAACUGGGUGUUAACAGCUGCACACUGUAAAACGAAAAAAAGCAAAGUUAUUCUUGGAGCCCAUUCAUCAAAAAAAAGAGAAAAAGAACAGCAAGCUUUUCAGAUUGCAAAACAUAAUCCUCAUCCAGACUACAACCCCAGUACCAAGGAAAAUGACAUUAUGCUGCUUCAGCUUCAGGGAAGAGCAAAACUUAAUAAAGCUGUGCAAACAAUCCCUCUGCCAUCUUCAGAUUAUGAUCCCAAACCAGGAACAGUUUGCACAGUAGCAGGAUGGGGUACGACUACAAGUCCUUUGAGAAAUCGUCCAGGCAAGCUCUCUUCUGCCCUGAUGGAAGUCAAUGUCACUGUCAUCAGGAGGGAAAUAUGCAACGAUAAAAAGCAUUAUAAUGGCAAACCUGUCAUAACAAAGAACAUGAUAUGUGCAGGAGCUAAGAAUAAGGAUUCAUGUCGUGGGGACUCUGGUGGACCUUUAAGAUGUAAUAAUAUUAUGAGAGGCAUCACUUCAUUUGGGAAGAAGGAAUGCGGCAAUGCUGAUGGCCCUGGUGUCUACACUCGACUCACAAAGCAACACCUUAAGUGGAUAAGGAAAACCAUAGGGGGGGCCUAG
Messenger RNA from Melozone crissalis (California towhee), 801 nucleotides. RefSeq names its product granzyme A-like. Lineage: Eukaryota; Metazoa; Chordata; Aves; Passeriformes; Passerellidae. Bases 22 to 801 code for a protein of 259 amino acids. The transcript has 5 exons. Gene Ontology annotation, biological process: proteolysis. Gene Ontology annotation, molecular function: serine-type endopeptidase activity. The record is from RefSeq and is a predicted model, not a curated record.